GGGCCCAAAGCCAGACCGGGCCUGCUGAGCAACAGCCCCGCACGGGCCUCCGCCUGCUCUCUAGUUCGGCGUUCGACUCGUUAGGCCUGGCCAGCGGAGCGCUGAGUAGCUGCCGGUCCCACCGCCGCUUAGGAUUUGCUGAGAUGGAAAAGGCACCCGGUCUGGCAUUCGCUACGGACACCUGGGGCCGGUUCCUGGGCUUUUCAGGGCCUGAGCCUGAGAAGCCACUCAGCGCGACAUCCUCGCUCGAUGGGUCUAGACUGAAAGCUGGCCAUGCGUAUCGAGGCGGGACGUUGUCGCUGCAGGCUGGACGAAGUGGCUGAGGGCCGGACGCGGGGCGCGUCCGCGAACUUCGUCGCUUCCGGCUUCCGGUUUGCGACCCUGUGGCCUCGGCGGAGCUGACCGACUCGCUGCUUCUGUCGGCUAAUGGUGGGGUCCAGAAAGCAAUGAUUUGUUGGGGGGACGAGCUGGACAGAAGAGUCAGUGCGAAGGUCCUAAGGUGAGAGUCCACUUGGUAUUUUGGAAGCCAGUAUGGCUAAUGCACAGUGAACUGGGGGAUGAGAAGGAAUUUCCAGAUCCUGUAGGAUCAGGAUUUGAUGUGGGUUGUAAGAAAGAGAAGUCAAAAAUGGUUUUUGGCUAGAACAAUAGGAAAGAUGAAGUUCUAGUAACCAAAAUGACAAGUAAUGAAGACGGAAUGAGUUUGGCACAGAAGUUGAUAACACCUUUAAAUAAUGGAUCAAAGAAGAAGAUACCUCCCUAAGAGAGUUCCAGUGCUAAUGUAAUCAAGAGAACACCCCCACAUCUUCGUCACGUCUACAGGGACAUCAUUAAGAAUUUUUUGGUUGAUCUCUAAUUUCAUUUUGACAAUAACAAAGACACUUCACAGACACAGGAAGGCCCUUUACUCCCUUUCUGAAAGGGGGGAAUUGUUAUGAGGCAAAUUGGCUUUAUUUUAGUGUUUUGUUUUUAAUUUAUAAAGAUGUUAGAGGACCGGAGUGUUUCAAGCUCUGCAGGUAGGCAAAUGGUGUAGGGAGAACAUCACAGGAUCUGAGGCCAGAUGUGAGAAGCCCAGCUUUAGCUAUUUAUAAGCUAAAUAAGCUUAUAAGAUCAUUCAGAGAACAUGAAAUAAUGUAUAUAAAAGCACAUUGCAAAUUCAAAAGUAGGAUAUUAGUGUUAUUCAUAAUUUUGAAUGUAUAUAAUAUCUUCUGAAGCACUUCUGCUCUCUGUUACUGUUCUCCGUUCAUCUUCAUUACUAAAGAAUAAUGUCGCUAAGAUAUUUGUCUUACUCGUUUGUUUUCGUCUAAGUUUCUUUGCAAGUAAUGCAAACUCCCAGUUGCUAUUUCCUAAUAUCAGGUUUUAAAAACUGUUUUGGUGUUUAUUUUUACUUGUCUGUGCCUAUGAAUUUUCUAAGCAAUCUCACUACUCUCAGAUGCACAGAAUUUCAGAUUCCCUAUUUAAAGGUUAAUCUUAAUUCUCUUAGUUCAUGUGGCUAAUGUUUCAUUUAAUCAGGUGUCCCAAAACUCAUCGCUAGUCACAAAUACAAAUAGCCAUAUGAAAUUCUAAUUUUGUAUACUCUGAAGAGUUCCCUUGAAGGGUAGUGAUCUCAGUAUCACUUCUAGCCUAACUGACCUCCCUGCUUCCGCCCUCAUUUACAAUCUGCUCUGACUCAACAUAGCAGUCAGAGUGAUUCUGCUACAAGAUAAAUCAGGUCAUGCCACUCUACUUAUAACCAACCGCCCCCCUCAAAUUAAAGGCCCAUCUGGCUCCCCAACCCUCACCUGCACAUCUUGUUACUUCUCUGACCUUAUCUCCUACUGCUCUGCCACCUAUUCUCUGCUCCUGUCACAAUAACACAGUUCCUCCAACAUGCGAUGCAGGUACUCUUCCUGAAGUCUUUGCGCUUGCUUUCCCUCUACUUGGCAUGCUUUUCCUCCCAUACCUACAUGGCUCACUCACUCACCUCCUUCAGGUCUUUCCUCAAAUGUAACUUUCUCAAUGAGGCUACCCCGAUUACCCUGCUUAAAAUUACAACUACUCUUCUCAGUAUGCCCUAUCCUCUUUACCUAAUUUUAUUUUUCUCAUGGCAUGUUAAAAUUGUACUAGAGUUAUUUAUUAAUAUUACUCUCCCCCCUUCUCUCUCUCUCUCUCACACACACACACACGCACACACACCUUUGCUUUGGAUUUGGAAGGUACUAGAUAGAGAAGGAGGAGAGAAAAUAAAGGAGCAGAAAUACAGAGGAAGAUAGGGCUAGUGAAAUACAAUAUAGAUUACUUAAAAUGUAGAAGGAAAAUGAACUUGAGAGUUAAAUAACACUUAAGUCAAAUCAUUUUUUGGCUUCUUGUGAGAAAAUAUAGUGAAGCGUUGAGUCAGGGAUGCCCCUAAUGGUGUGUAGCUUCCUGGGCAAACAUGUUUUGUGGGGUGCCUGUCUAUAUAAGCAAUUUUAUUAAAAGAUGUAUUUUAAAAAUUCAUGGGCCAAGUAAGAUAUGAUGAUUUACUGAUGAAGAUUUAAAAUAGAGACACGUAUGCAUUUGUUUAUUUAAUCAGUGAGCAUGAAGAUUCUCUGUAGUGUCCAUGCACCAUCUCUUCAUGUUCUUUAUCAUUAAAUGCACUGUUCCUGUCUAGCUGCCUAUCUCCCACCAUGGAAAAAAAAAAAGUAGCAGUGCUGUUACUACUCAGAAUGCCAUGACUCUUUGUAACUUCUACUGAAACAAUACAGUUCUUGCUUCUGCUGUAUCCUAAUGCCAUUAAGGUAAUGUUGGUCAUAUCAUUUUCAUUAAGUUCCAUCAUCCAUCAUGGGCUCCCGAAUCCUGGCUUCCAGUGAUUUUCUCAAAGAAUGUGCUCUCUUGUUGAUGUCCACAAAUGCAAGUCUUAACCAAAGUAUGCCGGAAAAUCUCAGCAAAGAACAGCAGGAGAGUGCAGAAGUGGCACUCUUGUCUCCAAGGAAGAAGGAACGUGCAAAAACAGGACAACAGGGAUGGAUACACCUCUAAAGUAAAAGCCGACGAAAAGAAAUCAAAGAUCGCAUUCUUCAUCUCUCAAGCACCAUGUCUCGCCCUGCACACAGAAGACCAGAAUACCAUAAAAUCAACAAAGAUCUCUUUGUCCUCACCUAUGGAGCUCUGGUUGCCCAACUGUGUAAAGAUUAUGAAAAAGAUGAAGAUGUGAACAAAUAUUUAGAUAAAAUGGGAUAUGGCAUUGGAACACGGCUGGUGGAAGACUUUUUGGCUCGAUCUUGUGUAAGAAGAUGCCAUAGUUAUUCAGAAAUUACAGACAUAAUUGCCCAGGUUGCCUUUAAGAUGUACUUGGGGAUUACACCAAGUGUGACCUGUAACAAUUCAAGCAGGACUGAAUUUUCCCUGAUCCUAGACAAGAAUCCGCUGGUGGAGUUUGUGGAAGAGCUCCCCGCCGGGCGAUCCUCUCUGUGCUACUGCAAUUUACUCUGUGGGAUUAUCAGAGGUGCCCUGGAAAUGAUUCAUUUGGCUGCUGAUGUUACAUUCUUGCAAGACAGACUGAAAGGCGACCGUGUGACAGAAAUAGGAAUAACAUUUCUGAGAAAGCUAGAUGAGAAAAAAUACAGACGGAAAAAAUGAAGCAUUGCAUGCACAAUGCCACAGGGGGGCCAACUGAGGAUUAAUAUUAUCUAAACAUACAGAGCCAUAGAAAUUUUGAAUUGUUUAAUAAUAGCAUGGGCUUUAAAAGGCUUAUAUAUCAGCCAGAAAUUUGAAGUGCAGGGCACUAGGUUUUAAAGAUUUUUUUUCUUUGCUGAUAAAUUAUACAUUUUCAAUCUUAUGUCCAUUAGAUUUCAUAUACAAAUAACUCCUUAUAAGAUAGCAUACAUGAAUUCACAUAUCAUAUAGCCCAUCCUAACAGAGUCCAGUGAUUUCAUUUACUUAUGGUAAUGGGAAAAAAAAAAGCAUACAAACUACACAGUUGGUGUAUCCAUCCAUUCUCAUUGGAAAAAAUAGAUAAAUGAUACAAUAUAGAGUUCACGAUAUAGAGACAAUUUCUAGAUACUGUAUAUUGCAUUCUCUAUAGAAACAGUGCCAUUUAUAACACUUUUCUAUAUUUUUGAGUAACUGUGGGUAUGAUUUCUUUCAUAUAUUGGCUUGGUUUGUCACUUCAGCCUCCUGAAGCUGCUCUCUCUUGAUUUAUAAUUACCAAGGCAAGCUGUUUAUUUGCACGCUAAUUCUGAAAUAUUUUUAAGGAGCAUUUAGUUUUAAUUCAUGUAACUUUUAGAUAGUAUUAACCAAAUGUCUUCCUAUUCUCAUGAAACAUUGCUGAUGGUCAGGCCAGGAAACCUCUAAAAUGAGAGGUAAAUAAUGUUUUUUGAAAAUACUUUCUUACCCCAAAGCGUAUUCAGUUAGAAUUUUUGCUGUCAUUUUUAUCCCCUAAAAAAACCUUACAAAGCAUGCUUUGACUGUGACCAGAACAUAUUUUUUUUUUUAAAGAUUUUAUUUAUUUA
This is a messenger RNA of Leptonychotes weddellii (Weddell seal), 4466 nucleotides long. The record is from RefSeq and is a predicted model, not a curated record. Lineage: Eukaryota; Metazoa; Chordata; Mammalia; Carnivora; Phocidae.